AGUCUGUCCCCCGGGCUCCCAGUUCCUCCAGCGCCAACACUGCUCUGCAUUACCCAGCUUCAUUUGGCUUCUUCAGACUUAAAACAGUUUUGACACUUUGACAGGAAACUUUUAUCCAUUUUUUCUUAUGAACCACCCAUAUUCAUCAUUUUAUCCAUCCACUGACCCGGGUUUGGAUUUCUUCAAUACUUAUUUUUAAAACGCUUUUUUCCCCCUUGCAAACUGCAUGUGGAUCCUGAACUAUCCGAAACUUUUAUAUUGCAAUCAUUCCCGUUGAGAGAAAGCACCCAGCCGGCCGGCACUGUGACUGCUAAACUGAGCUCAAAAUAAAAGGGAAGCAUCGCCUGCAUCCUUUCUUUUGUCUUUGUUGCAUCUCUCCCCAUUUACUUAACUGCCUCUGGGAUGUAAGAAGCCACUGAAGUAUUUUUGUAUGUUUUUUUCUUUUUAUCCACAAAAGGAACUAACUUUUUCCCACCCCUCCAAGGAGAAAUUAUGGCGAGAUUUUUGUUAAACAUGCCUCUUCUUCUGGUUUUGUUCGGAUUAUUUUUGCUCUCAUCUCCAUCCGCCAGAGCCGAGCCGGAGGUGCAGGACGAAGAGGAGGAGGAGAGUUCCUGUCAGGGCGCUUUUGACCUGUAUUUUGUGCUUGAUAAGUCUGGCAGUGUGAAGAAUCAUUGGGAGGAGAUCUACUACUUUGUGGAGAAUUUGGCUGAGAAAUUUAAAAGUCCCAUGCUGAGGAUGUCUUUUAUAACAUUCUCCUCCAGAGCAUCCACCAUCAUGAAACUGACUGAGAACAGAGUGGACAUCAGAAAGGGGCUGAAUGCUCUAAAAAGAGAGAUUCCGGGUGGAGACACCUUCAUGCACCUUGGAUUGCAGAGGGCGAAUGAGCAGAUAUACCAGGAGAACUUUGGCACGGCCAGCGUGAUUAUUGCACUGACAGAUGGGGAGCUGCAGGAACAUCAGCUUAUCACUGCACAGCAAGAGGCAGAGAGAGCCAGGUCUCUUGGAGCUAUUGUGUACUGUGUCGGUGUGAAAGACUUCAAUGAGACACAGCUGGCCACCAUUGCAGACACCAUCGAGCAUGUGUUUCCUGUCCUGGGCGGCUUCCACGCCCUCCGGGGAGUCAUCGAUUCGAUCAUCAAGAAAUCCUGCAUUGAGAUUUUGGCAGCUGAGCCCUCCAGUGUGUGUGCAGGAGAGUCUUUCCAAGUGGUGGUGAGGGGGAACGGUUUUCUCCAUGCCAGGAACAUCGACCAGGUGCUCUGCAGCUUUAAGAUCAAUGAUACCAAUACAGUCAAUGAAAAGCCAGCCGGUGUAGAAAACACAUUUUUACUGUGUCCAGCUCCUGUCAUCGAUGAAGUUGGGAAGGUGAUUUAUCUUCAAGUGAGCAUGAAUGGUGGUCUGUCUUUCAUCAGCAGCAAUGUGCACAUCACCACCACAGAGUGUUUUGAUGGCACCAUCCUCCUGAUCACCCUGCUGGUGUUGUUCCUCCUGCUAGCCCUGCUCUUCAUGUGGUGGUUCUGGCCUCUCUGCUGCACUGUGGUGAUCAAAGAACCACCUCCUCCACCUCCUCCUGAGCCUGAGUCUGACGAUGAAGACGGUUUGCCCAAGAAGAAGUGGCCCACUGUGGAUGCCUCAUAUUACGGAGGAAGAGGAAUCGGAGGGAUCAAGAGGAUGGAGGUGCGCUGGGGAGGGAAGGGCUCGACCGAGGAGGGGGCAAAACUGGAGAAGCCGAAGAACGCUGUGGUGAAAAUGCCGGAGCAGGAGUACGAACCCUUCGAGCCCAAACCUAAGAAGUCUCACAACAAGAAGCCGCCUCAGAGCCGGAAGUGGUACACACCCAUUCGGGGUAAACUGGAUGCUAUCUGGGCUCUGUUUCGCCGCGGGUACGACCAGGUCUCUCUGAUGAGACCCCAGCCUGGGGAUCAUGGUCGAUGCAUCAACUUCACAAGAGUGAAAGAGGAGUCAGCAGCAGCCAAGGCCCCACCUCGCACCCCGAUCCAUACACCCUCUCCACCGCCACCGCCACCGGACUACCAGCCUGAGACCCGCACCCCAUCUCCCACCACCUCCAGUCCUCCUGCCAGAUCACCCCCAUCAGGUCAGCUACCCCCAGGACCACCACCAGCCCGUACACCCCCUGGGCUCCCCUGUCCACCGCCAUCACGUCCACCACCCAGCCUCCGACCAUGAAUUACACAGACAAACCCCUCCCAUCCCCCACGGACCCGCUUCGAUAUAUCACAGACUUACUCCUCUGUUGACCAGCUCUUUCAGUUUGAAGGUUGUGGUCCUCGCUGCCAAAGAUUCUCCUGCUAUAAGCCAAAGAUCAGCAGUAUUUUGAAUCCCUGGUUUGUGUCGUUCUCUGUUUCUAACUUCUUGUAUUGGAGAGACUGUCAAGUCAAACUUCAAGCUGAAAUCUGCACUUUGUAUAUUAGGAAAGGUAGGUCACUCAUAUGACAUGAUUUGAGGCUUUUUCAAGAACAAUUUUUGCUUUUUGUCACCUUUGAGUGGUUUGUACAUACAGUAUAAUCCACUGACCGGUACAUGUUGCCACUUCACAUGGUAAAUUCUGGAGGACAAAAGUGUAAGGAUAGCAGAGAAACUUCUCAUGAAAAAUGUAUUUUUGCUAACCUCAGUGCUCUCUGCUUCAUGACUUUGACAAGCUGUUUGACUUGACAAUCUGUCUCAUACAGAGUGAAUGGGGUAAUUAGGGGAAAUAUUUUACUUAGUGUUGGCAUUUGUGAGAUCGGGGAGGAUUGUUGCUGGACAGCAAAGCAUGUAGGGACAAAAGUCCACAGAAGAAUACUGCAAUGGAUGAAAUUUCUUUGUUGUCUUUAUCAACUACUGAGUUAUGCCAUUGUGAUCAAGAAUUAAGGUGAAAAGUAGGUAGUACAUGAAAAUCUGAGAUGAAAAAGUUUUGGAAAAUGGAUUGGGUUGAGUAACUAAGAUGAAACACGUCUGAUUUUGCUGAAAUUUUGCAUUUUGGAAAUUGCAUUUUGGAGCUUGUUACUUAUGUUCUCAACUUUUUGUACCUUUUUGUGAUGUUUCUUGUAUCCAACAACAUGCAAAGCCAACAAAUUCCAACCCUUUGAUACAGAAAUUAGCAAAAUUAUGAAGUUACACGAUUUGUGGUCCAGUUUUUGUACCAUUCAGUGACAGGGAAGUGUACAGAUGUUUUAUGGAAGUUAUGUUUUUACAAUAUAUGUUCAAGAUGCGUUUUUGAAUGCUACGUUGGUUGAUAUAUUUGAGGCUUUGGAUUUGUCCUUAACCACCUUUUCAUGUAGUUGAAUUUAGAAUACAGCCAUAUAUAUUUUUUGUUUUUUUGUUUUUUUGGUAUCUGCGCACAUAGACUGCUGGGCAACUACAGUAUGUAUUUGUUUUUGUUAGCAUAUGGACAUUGAAACUCAUCAAAUCAAGCAGCCAUAAAUCAGGUUCUCAACGUCUCUCCUCACGUUUUAUUCACAAUCCUGAUACUGUACUUUGAUACCAUUAUGUGUGUUUUAUGUCUUCAGUUUUAUCACCGGUCACAUUGCAACUGCAGGGCAGUUCAAAGAGCAUCUAAUUUAUUUUACUCCCCGAGAGAAACAGAGGAGAGUACUUGAAUAUCGACAAGGUGUCCAACCACCAAGACGGACACUGUGCGCAGAAUUUAGAAACACAACGGCUAGCCAGCUAAAAGUCAAAUAAGGCCUACCAGCUUUUUCCAUCCCCUCAGCUACACUUAAAAAAACCUUUGUUGACACUGAAAGUGAUCUAGUUACAUUUUAUGUUGUGUAAAUUGAAAAAAACACUAGAAAUUGUGUGAAUCUCAUUGUGCGUUAUGCACUCUGAAGCUCCUCACUAGCAGGAAAAGAGACGCAGCUAGCGACAACAACAACUGCUAACAAUGACAAUGUUAGCAGUGACCACAUGCUAAUUUAGAGAAAAUAAAAACAAAAAAUGAACAAGAGAGAAAAGACAAAUGAGAUUUUGACUUCAUGGUGUAGAAAAGGGGUUGAAAAAUGCUGGUAUUUCUUCUAUAUCCAGCGCCUUCUGGAUUUUUCUUUGUGUUUGUUUUUUUACCUUUCAUUUUAAUGUACGUCAUUCAGUUAUGUCCUGUACCGUUGUGUUACAACAUGCAUUCAUAAUCGGUCACAGUGCCUUAAAGCUGUUUCACUGCUGAGCUAGCUAAAGGAAAGUACAACCAUCACACAAAGUUUCAUUUCACUCAAAAUGCCUUUUAAUGUCACCUAUAUCCUAGCUGAAACAACUUAUAAUGACAAGGAGCUACAUGUAGCAAUCAUUAAAUAAUUAUGAUGCAUUGGUAUAAUUACCAUGAACAAAAUUAGACACUUGGGCAAGACAGUGUUCAGUCUUCAUAGUGUUCAUAGUAAUUAUACUAAUGUGAUAGAUCUCAUGUAUUUGGCAUCACUUCAUGAAGUUAAAACAUGUCGCAACUCUUACACAGCAUUUUAUAAUCUUGAUAUUCAUAUCUGAUUGUCAGUCGGUACAGGUAAGUUUGAUUGUGUCUUAGAAAAGUCAGACAGAUUUCCAAACCAAGAAACACAGUUUUAUUGUGUUGCAUUGAAAUUUGUUGCAAUAUCAAACUGCAUCUAAGUUGCUGAGGAAUCUAAGCUUUCUAGGAAGCAAAACAAAAGCAGAUGUCAUCACCUCAGUUGAGAUUUAUUGGUGACACCAUGGAAGUGAGAAAGGAGAAACAGAUGUAUUUCAUUUGUGAAAUACACAUCAACACUUACUCAAUUUAGAGCUUGGCUAGAGAUGCAAAACAAUGUUAUCCUGGCCUCAUCAGUGGAUAUAUCUUUGUUUGAACUGUCUGCUCUGAUCAGAACAAAUAGAUGGUGUCUGGUGUAGAUGUUCCACUUAUGCAGUGUUUCCGCUACAUGGUACUGGCUCGGCUCGACUCUACUCGCUUUUGGUACUACUCUGGAUUUCGUUUACCACUGCAGAUAGUACCUCCUUAAUGUAGCUGGUCAUCAUAGUGAUGCCACAUGAAACUGCUGUGAUGUCGUCAUCAUCGCGACACACAAAGGAACAAUGGAGGAUAUUGAAGCGAUGGUGUUCUUUAUUCUCGGUAUAUGGCUGUUUGUCACAGCAAGGAGAGAUGCUUUGUUUCAGAAGAGGCUGAAGGCAGCAAGACAAAAAACUGCUGAAAAAAACAGAAGAGUUUUGUGUUUCAGGUAGUCCAGUGAAUAAAAAUUGCAGCCGCUAUUGUAGCUUGGCUAUUUAAAAAUGGCGGGUUUGUGCAGGAUGUCCCGUGUCACACAAGUGAUGAUUCUAGUGACAAUUCUCUCUGACCAAUCAGUGGUUUGCAGUGUUUUCACCUUUUAGUAGCGGCUCAGCUUGCUUGGAACCUCGACAGAGGUGAUACCAAAAAAAGUAUCUGGUACUAUCCACAACUUUUACCCAUGGAAAAUCAAAAAAGAACAGUUCCAAGCGAGUAGAGUCGAUUCAAGCUAUACCAUGCAGUGGAAAAGCAAUAUAAGUACAGCACAAAAUUAUUGAACUUAUAAGGCUUCAAAGAAUUAUUGUAAGAGCUAAUUCAGUUCACCGAUGACAGUUUAAAUGCUGCAUAAAUGCAAGAUCAGUGCUUUAAGGGGAACUUUCGCAGUGCCUACCAAACAGAGAUGAGAUGCAUUAUGUUAAUCAAUGUCUUUACAUGUAUAAACAGCAGUACUGAAGCAAAUAUGAAAGACGUAUAUGAUUUUCUUUGUUGGUUGACAUGACUUUUUUUAAACAGUAUCAAUAAAGGUUGACUUCCAAGCUUC
This is a messenger RNA of Thunnus maccoyii (southern bluefin tuna), 5762 nucleotides long. It is a transcript of the gene antxr1c, whose product is annotated as ANTXR cell adhesion molecule 1c. The transcript has 18 exons. The coding region runs from base 493 to 2187 and encodes 564 amino acids. Gene Ontology annotation, cellular component: membrane. Gene Ontology annotation, molecular function: signaling receptor activity. The record is from RefSeq and is a predicted model, not a curated record. NCBI's taxonomy places the organism in Eukaryota, Metazoa, Chordata, Actinopteri, Scombriformes, Scombridae.